UAUAUGUGAGUAAGAGAGAGAGAGAUGGAAAGAAUGUUCCCUCCAAAGAAGCCCUCAACUAUGAAUUCCCAUGACAGACCCAUGUGUAUUCAAGGCGACUCUGGCCUCGUCCUCACCACCGACCCUAAGCCUCGCCUUCGUUGGACCGUCGAACUCCAUGAACGCUUCGUCGACGCCGUCACCCAGCUCGGCGGCCCUGAUAAGGCCACCCCGAAAACCAUUAUGAGGGUUAUGGGUGUGAAGGGGCUUACGCUUUACCAUCUCAAGAGCCACCUUCAGAAAUUUAGGCUUGGGAAGCAACCCCACAAAGAAUUCAAUGAUCAUUCCAUUAAGGAUAGUAUGAGAGCUUCGGCUUUAGAGCUUCAACGAAACACUGCUUCCCCAUCGGCCAUGAUUGGUCGCAACAUGAAUGAGAUGCAAAUGGAGGUGCAGAGGAGACUGCAUGAACAGCUUGAGGUCCAAAAACAUCUUCAGCUAAGAAUUGAAGCUCAAGGAAAGUACAUGCAGAGCAUAUUGGAGAAGGCUUAUCAAACACUUGCAGGUGAAAACAUGGCUGCCACCAAUAACUUAAAGGGAAAUAUCAGUAUUGGAGCAGCUCAAGCCAUGCCUGAAAUAGGGGCUGGAGGAGUCAGAAAAGAUUUUAGUUCAACUCUUAAUUUUCCCUUUCAAGAACUCAACAUCUACGGUGGCGGUAGCGUUGGUAGUGACCAACUUGAUCAUCAUCUUCACCAUAUGGAGAGGCCACAGCUCGAGGGGUUGAUGAUACCAAAUAACAAUAACAAUAACAACAAUGAAAAUUUGAGUCUGGGCAAGAAGAGGCCAAAUCCUUAUAACAGUACUGCUACAGGGAAGAGUCCAUUGAUUUGGAAUGAUGAUCUUCGGCUUCAUCAAGAUAUAGGGACUGCUUCAUCAUGCCUCGGAGGACCUCAAGAUGAUCCUUUCAAAGGUUUUGAUCAGCAACUUCAUAUCGCACCACCAUCGUUGGAUCAUAGAGCAGGUGAAAUGGAUCCUACCAUGUCAGAAAUUUAUGACACAAAGCCUGUGCUACAAGGAGAAGCUGUGUGUGAUAAGUUUUCAGAGGCUUCAGUGAAGCUUGAAAGGCCAUCGCCAAAAAGGACAGCAACCACCACUCCUCUUCAAGGAGAAAGGAUGAGUCCCAUGAUUAAUAGUGGUACUAUGGCACAAGGAAGAAGCUCACCAUUUGGGUGAAUUAACCAAGUUUCAAAUCAUUAUUUCUUGUAUAAUUGACUUGUUAUGAACACAAGAUCUCGGCUUUUGAACUAGAUGUUGAAAUUAGUACUUACUAUCUGAUUUAGGGUUAUUUCCUGCGGACUAAUUAAUAUUAUUAUUAUGGCAUAAUAUAUAUGCCUUUGCAUCGCAAACCAAAAAGUCGUCAUCAUCAUAUUUUGAUAUAAUUGUGAAUUUAUACUUUAAUGUUUUGAGGAUUGUCUGUGCAUGUA
Messenger RNA from Neltuma alba, 1460 nucleotides. Its product is annotated as myb family transcription factor APL-like. The record is from RefSeq and is a predicted model, not a curated record. The transcript has 7 exons. Lineage: Eukaryota; Viridiplantae; Streptophyta; Magnoliopsida; Fabales; Fabaceae. The coding region runs from base 25 to 1209 and encodes 394 amino acids. Gene Ontology annotation, molecular function: DNA binding; DNA-binding transcription factor activity.